Messenger RNA from Opisthocomus hoazin, 414 nucleotides. The record is from RefSeq and is a predicted model, not a curated record. NCBI's taxonomy places the organism in Eukaryota, Metazoa, Chordata, Aves, Opisthocomiformes, Opisthocomidae.
AUGAAGGGGGUUUCUGGAAUCCACCCUGGAUGCAAACAUCUGACUGACCUGACUUUGUGUUCUGUGUUGCAGAUUGAUUUUGAAGAUGUGAUUGCUGAGCCAGAGGGAACGCACAGCUUUGAUGGGAUUUGGAAGGCCAGUUUUACCACCUUCACUGUAACGAAAUACUGGUUUUAUCGUUUGCUGUCAGCUCUCUUUGGCAUUCCUAUGGCUCUCAUCUGGGGCAUCUACUUUGCCAUUUUGUCAUUCCUGCACAUCUGGGCAGUGGUGCCGUGCAUAAGGAGCUACCUGAUUGAGAUCCAGUGCAUUAGCCGCGUCUAUUCGAUCUGCAUCCACACGUUCUGCGACCCACUGUUUGAGGCCGUGGGCAAAAUGUUCAGCAGCAUCCGAGCCACAGUACAGAAAGAGAUUUGA